AUUUUCCUUUUGUUAAUCAAUCAUCACCUGAUUACCGUCUGGCAGUCCAUGUAUAACAUGAGGGUACAGUAAUGCCGCGUAAAUUCUCUCCGUUCAACUCGGCCGCCGGCAUUAUAGCCACCGCCGAUUAUCUCCCGACCUUCGGAAACUCAUCAAGCCCAAGAAAACCCAUCUUUCUUCUCCGCCUCUACAACCCCACAUGGCUCCUAGUCUCUCUCAGCUUCAUCUUUUGUCUCUCCGGCGUCAUUUUCGCUCUCUACGCCGUGCUCGGACCCAUCCCCACUUUCCGAUGUGGGCGCGUGGAGGACACGUUCCGCCCGUUCUAUUCGCUCUCUCAACGACCAGGUGGAGAGUCCAUGACCAAUGGGGUGCUGACAGAUAGGAUCAAAUUUGUCGGGUUGGUGGGUAUACAAACCGGGUUCGGGUCACGUGAUCGCAGACGGGCUCUGAGAAGUACAUGGUUUCCUUCUCAUCCUGAUGCUCUUCUUAGGUUGGAGCAAGCUACAGGAUUAGCUUUUAGGUUUGUUAUUGGUCGAACUAAAAAUGCAAGAAAAAUGGCAGAGCUUGAGAAAGAGAUCGAGGAGUACAAUGACUUUCUGAUUUUAGAUGUGGAGGAAGAAUACCGAAACCUUAAAUACAAAUCAUUGGCAUAUUUCAAAGCAGCUUUUCAACUGUUCGAAGCAAAUUAUUACGUCAAAGCUGAUGAUGACAUUUAUCUGCGUCCAGAUAGGCUUGCAACUCUUCUAGCUAAGGAAAGAACCCAUGCACUGACUUACAUUGGAUGCAUGAAGAAAGGACCCGUGUUUACCAAUCCAAAAUCAAAGUGGUUUGAGAAAUCAGCGGACGUAAUAGGCAGCGGAUACUUCAUGCAUGCUUAUGGACCUAUUUAUGUUCUUUCCGCAGGGGUCGUGGCAUCACUGGUAAUUGCAAGGAACAAUAGUUUAAGAAUGUUUAACAAUGAGGAUGUUACUAUUGGCUCGUGGAUGCUUGCACUGAAUGUUUGGCAUGAAGAUAACAGAGCAAUUUGUGAUUCACGAUGCACCUCUACCUCCAUUGCAGUCUGGGAUAUACCAAAAUGUUCAGGGUUAUGCAACCCAGAAACCAGGAUGAAGCAACUUCACAAUAUCAGCAUGUGUUCCAAAAGUCCAACGCUGCCACCACAUGGUUGGUAGUGAGUUACUGGUGUGAGUUUGCAUAGCACUAACAACAUUUUUCUAAUGCGGCGUCUAUUCAAGAGAUAUGCUAUCUUUAAAGCCAGCUCCGGUAGAGAUGUCAUGCUCACUUUGGUGAUUUAGAAAAAGGAUUCCUACUUUGUUAUUUCGACUGCCUGUUUUCCCCCCAUCUGGCAGGAUAUUUAUUGCUGUUGUAUAGCUCUAAGUAAUUAUAUUUUGUCCUAGCUAGCCCUUUAACCCUAGUGGCAGUAUAGAGUAUGAAAUUAUACACCUAGAGGGGGGGGUGAAUAGGUGUUAUGGCUAAUAUACCCGAUUUUUAUAA
Messenger RNA from Daucus carota subsp. sativus, 1494 nucleotides. RefSeq names its product probable beta-1,3-galactosyltransferase 12. The coding region runs from base 72 to 1172 and encodes 366 amino acids. The transcript has 7 exons. NCBI's taxonomy places the organism in Eukaryota, Viridiplantae, Streptophyta, Magnoliopsida, Apiales, Apiaceae. Gene Ontology annotation, molecular function: galactosyltransferase activity. The record is from RefSeq and is a predicted model, not a curated record. Gene Ontology annotation, cellular component: Golgi membrane.